AUGUUCUACAGCGAGACCAAAUUUGCGAACCACUGUGCAAAAGUCUAUGGGCAGCUUCGUAAGGACUAUCCAGCCCUUUUUAGUACAUUGGAGGAAACCCAAAUGCAUAACUCUGGUGCCAGGGAUGCGAAGAGCAGACAAACUGCGGCAGAUGCUGCGCAGCUCAAGAACAAAAUUGCGAACAAGAUGUUUGUUUUAACACUCUCUGGUGUCUGCGAUAUUUACGACACGUUUGGCCAUGGCAUCAACAUCCUACAAAUCGUGAGCAUUCUACCACAUGAACGGUUCGACAAAUUUAAUGAAGUUUGCGUAGAGAAGCUGCUGCAAAUGUCGAAGGUCAUUGAAAGUCAUGAAAAAUGUCCUUUGUCCAAAGAUGGAAAGAGGAGUUGUUUAUGGCCAAAAUACCACGCUGACCUACAGAGUGUUCUCACCACUGGCAAAUACCGAGGUAUUCCAAUUUUGGACGAUAAUCCCGAGCAGAACAGGACAAGACGUGGGUUUUUUACAGUUUUGCAAAACCAAAGAAUGGACGUAGUGGCAACAGCAACAACGCGUAUAAAGAAGCUGGCAGAAAGGUUAAGCGAGGAAUUAAGCGUCUCUGUUUUCGACGACCAAGCCACAUCUUUGGUUGAACAACUAAGACCACUACUCGAUUUGAGAAGAUUAGCAAACAAAGUCAAAUUGCGAGGAUCGACCAUGAUUGGAUCUCUGGAGGCAAGAACAUUCGUCAAAAAUGGAAAGAAAAUUGCGUCAAACAUCAUCCAAAUACCCGAUGUCGAAUUAGCUGCCCAAUAUAAAGAAUUCCUGCGUCGUUUAGAGAAAGUGACGAGCCGUAUACAAGAGAAAGAUCAACCUGAUAGUAUGGGGGUGUUGAAGAUGUUCCUUGACUCGGCAAGAGGACUUUAUCUCGGAAUUGAAAUGGUUAUGCAUGUCCUUUCAGUAGCCUCCAUCUCAAUGUCAGUUGAAUCAGUGGUUGAGUCGCACGUUUCUGUGUAUGAAUCACGAAUCAACAAGAAGAGAAAUGUAUCAGAGGACAGAGGACGGCGGGAGAUGGAGAUUUCUUUGAAUGGUCCCAUAGUUUCUCGUUGUGGAGGAGUUGUGAAAGCCGCAAUGACGGAGUAUUGGCGAAAGGAAUCAAAGAGAGAUGAUUUUUGGCAUUUCAUCAGGAAGUCUGAACGUAUCCAGCUUCAGCCAUUUGAAGUUUCGAAAGUGAUCGAUGGAAAGUUCAAAGAAAAAUCAAAACUUCCAAUUAUGGACAAAUAA
This is a messenger RNA of Paramuricea clavata, 1263 nucleotides long. The record is from the annotation of a GenBank genome assembly. NCBI's taxonomy places the organism in Eukaryota, Metazoa, Cnidaria, Anthozoa, Malacalcyonacea, Plexauridae.